AUGGUAGGCGAGACCACCACUCUGAAUAUCCUUUCAGACUCCACCACAGUCCAACAGGAACACGGGAAAAGGUGUAAACAGAGUGAAACACUGCAGAAGCCAUUUUAUUGUUUGGAAUGUGGCAAACGAUUCCCACGAAUGAGCACUCUUAAGAGGCAUAGAAAAAUUCACACUGGAGAAAAGCCAUAUUGUUGUUCAGAUUGUGGCAACCGAUUCACACAAUUGAGCAGCUUUCAGAGACACACAAGAAUUCACUCAGGAGAGAAGCCAUAUUGCUGUUUAGAAUGUGGUAAAGGAUUUAACUGCACUAGCAGGCUUCAGGACCACAAAAAAGUUCACACUGGAGAGAGGAAACAUUAUUGUUCAGAAUGUGGCAAAGAAUUCACCACCAGCUAUGGUCUUCCAUACCACAGGCAAAUUCACAAUGGAGAGAAGCCAUAUUGUUCUGCUUGUGGAAAACAAUUCAGAACCUGCAACGGCCUUCGAAAAAUUCACACUGGAAUGAAGCCAUGUUGCUCUGAAUGUGGCAAACAGUUCACUACCCAUGGUAGCCUUCAAGUCCAUAGAAGAAUGCAUACGGGAGAGAAGACAUACUGUUGUUCUGAAUGUGGCAAGUAA
Messenger RNA from Polypterus senegalus (gray bichir), 618 nucleotides. RefSeq names its product gastrula zinc finger protein XlCGF9.1-like. NCBI's taxonomy places the organism in Eukaryota, Metazoa, Chordata, Cladistia, Polypteriformes, Polypteridae. The transcript has 2 exons. Gene Ontology annotation, molecular function: DNA-binding transcription factor activity, RNA polymerase II-specific; RNA polymerase II cis-regulatory region sequence-specific DNA binding. Bases 1 to 618 code for a protein of 205 amino acids. The record is from RefSeq and is a predicted model, not a curated record. Gene Ontology annotation, biological process: regulation of transcription by RNA polymerase II.